This is a messenger RNA of Haliotis rubra (blacklip abalone), 3942 nucleotides long. RefSeq lists its product as uncharacterized. The coding region runs from base 99 to 1748 and encodes 549 amino acids. The record is from RefSeq and is a predicted model, not a curated record. The transcript has 4 exons. NCBI's taxonomy places the organism in Eukaryota, Metazoa, Mollusca, Gastropoda, Lepetellida, Haliotidae.
CAUAGAGCACGGAGUCACCGCACAGGACGCUAGAACACUGAGCAGUCGAUAUUCCUUCAUUAGUGAAACUCGGUUCAGAGCCAAAACAGCUUUUCAAAAUGCUCUCUGUCUUCAUCUCUCUGUUUCGUUGCUUUGUUUUAAUUUCCACAUUGGGAAACGGUGGAACUGGAAUGACUUUUACUUCAGACGGUCCUUCUGUUUUGACGAAGGUAUACAUGGCUAUGGUGCCUGAGUUGGAAGAUGGAAGUAAGGACGCCGGUUAUAUCUACCUCACAACAUCUGCAGCUACGGCUACUGACGCGUGGGUGAAUGCAGGAUCUGGCAAGAUUUAUCAAAACGUCAUCUCAGGUGAAACAGCGAGCGUAAAAUUGCCUAAACAAGUUAUUUUGAUACGAGGAUCUGUAAGAAAGACAAACGCUUUCAACGUUGUGACGACAAAAGAUUUAGGGAUCUUCUUCCGAAACGAGUGGACAUUUUACCAAAUGAGAGAGUUGAGCCAGUUACCUUUCACGUAUACUGUUGUAUCCUAUAGCGAUGCUACGGAUCCGAUGCUGUCUGUGAUAGGAAUAAGUGUGGUCUUUGACGCUACGAAACUAACCAUUACUUUUAGAGAAGGAAUAAAUGUCACAAACGUUCUUGGGUCAGUACCUAAAGGUCAAGUAAAAGGACAAAAGUUAGUGUUCUCCAAACAGAACCACCGUGUAAAUAUUAAACUGGAAUUUGAUGAAGAUUUAACCGGAACCACCAUUGAGAGUUCACAUGCGAUUGCAGUAAUAGCAGGGGCGAUAUCAGUUGAUAAUACGACAAGAUCUGUUUAUAUAGAUCACAUGGCAACACGAAACUCUGGCUCAGUCUACAUUGUAUUUGGUUUGCCAGAUAUAGACGGAAGUGACACUAUUCGUGUAGUCGCAAAAUCUCCUGAUACCAGUGUUACCUUAGACAAUAACCCACCAAUAACUCUCACCGAGACAGGCGAUUUUGCAGAUGUGUCUUUUUCAAGAGGAUCUUUUCACAUGCUUACCGCAUCGUCUGAAGUAAUUGUUGCAAUAUUACUUAAAAAUGGCGGACCAAGAAAGACCGACAUGGUGAUUGUGCAUCCAGUCAACUCAAGCACGACUUCAAAGUAUCAGUUUUCUAUACCCUCGCUAUCAAGUGAUGUCAACUUUAAACACUAUCUGGUAGUAACUACAGACUCGAGUGGACAGGCCAGUAUGGUCUUGAACGGACAGGCUCUGCCCUCGGAAACAGUUUGGUUCUCUAUUUCCGGAACAAGUCACGUGGGAGGAUACGUACCGCUUGUCGACACUGUACAAGCUCAGGUAAUAGCUACCACUGAUGGAUCGUAUUUCAACGCUUAUCUUAUGGGCUACGGAGAUGACGCAACGUAUGGAUCGGCUUUAGAAGGCAUUGAUACGCCCCAGGAAGACACUUCUGACCUACAGUUUACAUUGGACAAGACGUUUUGUGAAAGGACAGGCCAGACCGGAAACUAUAUCUCCAAUGGAACACAAAUGGAAAUCACAACAGUAACUUCACGAAAGAAUAAACGGUUCCUAUCGUACAAAUCAAUUCACCGGACAACGCUCCACCUACAAGCAUGCCAGCUGACGUGUUUCCUUUAUUCCGACUGUAUUGGAGUCAACUACAAGAAUGUGUCGUCACCAAAUGAAAUCAACUGUGACAUCAUCAUGAAUGGAGAUGGGUGCUCGCUGAAAGGUUCUGGCUGGACAAGAUACUAUUUGAAGUAGUUGUAAGAAGACCAUAAAGUUUCCAAAUGUAUCACAAAGAUUCUUGUGUCAAAGAGAUCUUACAAUAGACCAUUCAACCAAACAGUGUUAAAACAAUUUAUGACAAAUUGUCAUGGACGAACGUAACAACCAGAUAUUUACAAAAUGGUCAGGCCACGAAAUUCUCUCGGGCGAGCUGUGCAUCUGAAGUUACCCUCAUGAAUCGCCUAGCCGUAGGUUCAAAUCACAUAUACACGGAAAAAGGUAUCGCAACAACCCAUAUUUGGCGUAGUAUCAAUAUCUGGAUCACGGAAUAAUUAAAUGGCAAAUCUGACGUUUAAAGCAAACAUGGCAAAUAAUUGAUCCAUUAUGAAGUGCUAUACGUAUGGACGUAUGGCGUUAGAAAAGUGUGGUCAUUUUCAAGAUUCAGGCAUGCUAUCCUCAAUCAGUCACAUAAAUAUCAAUGCCAAUGUUAAUAUUUGGUGUAACCACCUCCAACAGUAAUAACAUCCCUGACCCUCCUCCUCACUGGCUGCAUCAGACGUUGAAUUUGAUGUUAAGGUCUUGCGCUCCAUUUUUGGUGGAUCAGGAUUCUGUACUGGAGAAUCUCUCGGCGACCCAUAAUGUCACAAACAUGCUGUGUGUGACUGAAAUCUAUACUCCUGGUAGAGCUAGUACGACCUUUGACGUAGGAAAUCUGUUUUAACGUGUCAUUCGACUUGAACGACUGAAAUCAUGUGAUUCUGAGAAUGUCUGUAUCCUGUAUUAGGAAAUUUUACUUGUGGUCGACGAGUCGUAAGGUUUGCAGAUGUUUUCUGGCCAAUCAGCUUGUCAAUGGAUGACCACAAACAUCUCUUGCAACAGACCUUAAUGCCAUGCCCAAAUUCCGCUUACCAGUAACUGGUCAUCCUCGAGUAGGGUUGGUUAACGAUCUAGAUCAUUGAGAUUGAUAAUCGUAACUAAAUAUCGAUCAGUUAUCGAUAAAUAUCGGAUAAGUAAUUUCGAGCAAAAUUGCAAAAGCAAGUCGUAAAGAAAUGAAUAUAUAUCAAACUACAGCAGCCUGAACAUAAUUUAGAAGCAACUUCGUCACGAUAUGGCCGGAACAAUGCCGAUAUGACGUUAAAAUUUCACUCACUCACUCACUUAGUAGCAGCCUAUGAAUAAAAACUGUGUGUAUUGCGUGAGUAAAUUAACGCUCGCAAAGGUUUUAUAUACGAUAUUAUCGAUGACACUUUUUCAUAUAGAUAAUCAUUAAUAUUUCAUCAUAUCGACGAUAUUUCCGAUUAUUGAUCGUUUUAGCCAGACUUAUCUUUGAGCAGUUGUAGGUUCUGUAGGCCCCGUAUUUGCCCAUCAACAUCUAUUUAUUUUCCAAGUUAUCGAUCUGUAAGAACAGUUUACAGAAAAUUGAUAUUUAUGACGGGUAUGCGUAUUGCAAGUAAUGCUCGCCUUUGAUUCGUAGCACGUUCUGAUAUGAAAUCAAUGUAUGAUGCACCCGAAGUGUCAAAAUAAUCAUACAAACAAAAUUGUAAAAAGCUAUAAAGGGGUUACAAAUCAUUGGCGAUGCGAUACCUUUUUCCAUGUGUAUACAGCAUACCUUUCCCAUGAUUGAGCAUGUGGGUUUCAUGUCAAAUAAUAUAGUCCAUAAUCCAUGCUACUAUUAAGUUUGGUUGAGAUAUAGCCCAGUUGUUAAAGCUUUCGGUCAUCACGCCGAAGGCUGGGGUUCGGAUUCACAGAUAGGUACAACUGCUGAAGACCACUUCUGGGGUCUCCGCUGUGAUAUUGCUUCUACAUCAGUAUUAGCCGAAACUGACAAAACCACACCCACUCACUAUUGCCUUUGUGACUUUGCACAUACUCAUUAAGUAUUCUUUAAAGUUGCUUUUAUGAAACUCAUUAAGUAUUCUUUAAAGUUGCUUUUAUGAUAUAUUUCAACUGCUGUAGAAAAGUCAUAUUGCAGAUGUUUAAUGCGGAUCUAAGUGAUACAUAAUCAAUAGAGACUCAAGACAUUGGCCUACGGUGCUAACCUUCUCUUGCAAACUUUUAUGUGUCUGUUUUUUUGUGUCUACUAAUGCCCUUGACGCGGAUUGAACUAGCCAGUCCCUGCAAUCAUAAUGUACUCAUCGUAUCUUGUUUGUUGAUCACAGUAUUGCAGCCAUUAUAUUUUGUUGAUUGUUCCGUUCUUUCCGGUGAGGAAAUAAAAUAUAUGUAAAACUUA